Camelus dromedarius (Arabian camel) is the source of this 2180-nucleotide messenger RNA. It is a transcript of the gene BAIAP2L2, whose product is annotated as BAR/IMD domain containing adaptor protein 2 like 2. The transcript has 15 exons. NCBI's taxonomy places the organism in Eukaryota, Metazoa, Chordata, Mammalia, Artiodactyla, Camelidae. Gene Ontology annotation, biological process: actin crosslink formation; actin filament bundle assembly; positive regulation of actin filament polymerization. The record is from RefSeq and is a predicted model, not a curated record. Gene Ontology annotation, cellular component: cytosol; nucleoplasm. Bases 195 to 1772 code for a protein of 525 amino acids. Gene Ontology annotation, molecular function: protein binding.
GGGAGAGCCCCACUUGCCAGAGGGGAUGAGACCAGAGAGGGCAGGGAGCUCAGGCACCAUCACACAGCGAGUGAGCAAGGCCAAGCCUCCUUCACUGCCCACUGAGCAGUGGGCCCUGGAGGGUACAGCCCCCAGUGCUCCCAGCCCUGACGUCACCACCAGCCUCCUGCUCAGCGCCCGGGUGCACCCACUCCAUGGCCCCCGAAAUGGACCAGUUCUACAGGUCCACCAUGGCCAUCUACAAGAGCAUCAUGGAGCAGUUUAACCCCGCCCUGGAGAACCUGGUGUACCUGGGGAACAACUACCUCCGGGCCUUCCAUGCUCUGUCCGAGGCAGCUGAAGUGUACUUCAACGCCAUCCAGAAGAUCGGGGAGCAGGCCCUGCAGAGCUCCACCUCGCAGAUUCUGGGUGAGAUUUUGGUGCAGAUGUCCGACACCCAGCGGCAAUUGAACUCUGACCUAGAGGUGGUGGUGCAGACAUUCCAUGGAGACCUGCUGCAGCACAUGGAGAAGAACACCAAGCUGGACAUGCAGUUCAUCAAAGACAGCGGCCAGCACUACGAGCUGGAGUACCGCCACCGAGCUGCCAACCUGGAGAAGCGCAUGUCAGAGCUGUGGCGUAUGGAGCGCAAGAGAGACAAGAAUGCUCGGGAGAUGAAGGAGAGUGUGAACCGGCUGCACGCGCAGAUGCAGGCCUUCGUGUCUGAGAGUCAGCGGGCGGCAGAGCUGGAAGAGAAGCGGCGCUACCGCUUCCUGGCUGAGAAGCACCUGCUGCUUUCCAACACCUUCCUGCAGUUUUUUGGCCGGGCCCGGGGGAUACUCCAGAACCGCGUGCUGCUGUGGAAAGAGCAGUCGGAGGCCAGCCGCAGCCCGUCGCGCGCCCACUCCCCUGGCCUGCUGGGCCCGGUGCUGGGGCCACCCUACCCCUCGGGCCGCCUGACGCCCACCCGCCUGGAUAUGCCCCAGAGGCCUCUGGGAGAGUUCGGCCCCCCCCGCAGCCGGCAUGGCUCCGGCUCCUACGGCCCCGAGCCCACCGAGGCGAGGCCCGCGUCCCAGCUGGAGCCAGACCGCCGGUCCCUGCCCCGGACGCCAUCCGCCUCCUCGCUCUACAGCAGCAGCACCCAGCGCUCGCGCUCCAACUCCUUCGGCGAGCGCCCAGGCGGCGGGGGUGGCGGCGGCGCCCGGAGAGUCCGUGCCCUGGUCUCCCACUCGGAGGGCGCCAACCACACACUGCUGCGCUUCUCAGCCGGAGAUGUCGUGGAGGUGCUGGUGCCGGAGGCCCAGAACGGCUGGCUCUAUGGCAAGCUGGAGGGCUCAUCCACGACUGGCUGGUUCCCCGAGGCCUAUGUGAAGCCUUUGGAGGAGCUGCCCAUGAAUUCCAUAAACCCCUUGAACCCGGUGACCUCCAUGAAUCCCAUGAGCCCUAUGAAUGAGCUGCCUUCCAGGUCCUACCCACUCCGGGGCAGCCACAGUCUAGAUGACCUCCUGGACCGGCCGGGCAACUCCACAGCAUCCUCAGAGUACUGGGAUGGCCAGUCCCGCCCCCGAACCCCAAGCCGGGUCCCGAGCCGCACCCCCAGCCCCGCACCUACACCCUUGCCUGGCAGUCGCCGAAGUAGCAUGGGCAGCAUGGCAGUGGCCAGUGAUGUCAAGAAACUUACAUCCUGGGAGCAGCAACCCCCAGAGCUCUUCCCUCGGGGCACGAACCCCUUUGCCACCGUAAAGCUGCGUCCCACUGUCACCAAUGACCGCUCAGCACCCCUCAUCCGCUGAGGCACCUUCCUUCACCGGGGGUCUGAGGUCACCCCACACACACCUGCCCGGGGGCUGCCCAGAGCUGGCGGCAGCAGAAGCAGCAGCAGUGGAUCCGAGAAGCCGGGCCCUGAUACGGGGCAGAGGGGUGGCUGCUCUUCCCCGAAACACGCUCCAACCUGAGCAGUUCCAAGGCCUGGGGUCUGGGCCUUCAAAAUAAAGCAGGCGGAAUUGGAAGACAGAGAAACAUUUUUCCCCUCCAGGGGGCCGCGGACUCUCCCUGGAGGCCUACGUCAUGCCCCCCAACUUCUUUCCCCCUUCUCUGUCACAGUGAGGAGGAACCCUUUGCACACCCUCUCCCCUGCCCUGCACCCCGUCCCCUGUUUAACUUUUGUAAACGGCGAAAAAUAAAGCAAGUGAGACAUGGCA